Microplitis mediator is the source of this 3670-nucleotide messenger RNA. It is a transcript of the gene foxo, whose product is annotated as forkhead box protein O-like. The record is from RefSeq and is a predicted model, not a curated record. Bases 1654 to 3600 code for a protein of 648 amino acids. The transcript has 6 exons. Lineage: Eukaryota; Metazoa; Arthropoda; Insecta; Hymenoptera; Braconidae. Gene Ontology annotation, cellular component: nucleus. Gene Ontology annotation, biological process: regulation of transcription by RNA polymerase II. Gene Ontology annotation, molecular function: DNA-binding transcription factor activity, RNA polymerase II-specific; RNA polymerase II cis-regulatory region sequence-specific DNA binding.
AAGGACAGUAAGCGCCGUGCUGCUUCGCCGGCAAGCUAUUCAGUAAUUUUAUCAUUUUUUUUUUAAAUUAUAAAUAACAACUUAUAAUAUUGUUGUUACUUUUUUUAAAAGUUAUAUACAAUAAUACAACUGUACAUACGAAAAAUAAAUAAUAUUCUUCAUUAUAAGUUUUUUAAAUUUUAACUAUUUAUUGUAACUUGAAAAUUUGUAUUAAUAUACAUAAACAAUAAAAAAAUGAUAAUUAAUAAAGAGAGUAAUCGAGUAUUCGUUGUCUGUUGGAAUCAUCAUAUGAUACCAGCUGAUGAAGAAAUAAAAUUGUAGUUGUUUAGUGCACUGGUCUUAGUCUUGUACAUAUGUACAUUAGUUUGUACAAUUGUACGUAGUGUAUGUACUUGAGAUGCUAAGAAAUUUAAGUGUGACGAAACUUAAACUCAACUGAGAAGUAGUAGAACCAGCAGUACAAGUACCACCAACGACACCAGCACCAACAGUGUACCACCACCAGCACCAGUACCAGAACCAGUAGUGGUAGUAGUUUAUAUCGUGCGUGUGUCGCGAAUCUGUGUAAGUGUUAUUAAACAGUGUGUGUUGGUUUAUAUAUAUAUAUAUAUAUAUAUAUAUAUAUAUAUAUAUAUAUAUUGUACGCAUAAUUAUCAUCAUUAUUAUUAUCUUCAUCAUAUGUAUGUACGUUUAAAAGUGCGUUCCUACGUGGAUGAGUUAUUUAUAACUUAAAUUUAGCGGUCCUUCAUUCAAAAAUACCACAAGGUGCCAACCGUACUCACACUCAUUAUACUCGUUUUAUUAAAUAAUAAACCAAUUAUUAAUCAUUCAAUAUGUGUAAUUUAUUUGAAUUAUUAUUAAUAUAAAACGUGUAUUGAAAAAAAAAAAAAAAAAGGAAAAGAAAAAUCUAUCUAUCUAUAUAUGUAUAGAUAUUUAUUUAUACACAGACAUACAAUAUUAAACGAGUUCGCAGAAGUGACGGAAUAUGCAAAUGAGAUAAAUAAAUUAUUAAAAAUUUUUUAUGUGUGGCGGUUGUUGUAAUGUAAAGUUGGUGAGAUAACGCGUCAGCAAUAGCAACAAAAAAGGCGUGACCUUGAAAUUCUUUGGGAAAUCUUUCGAGUUGUCGUCGUCAAGUGUUAAGUCUCGUAUCCAGUGAUCUUUGUGAUUUUAUCAGUCUCUCAUCAUACUAUUUUUCUUUUUGUUUCUUUAAAUAGAAUUAAACAGACUUAAAAAAAAGUUUUAAAAAAAAACCCCCCGUGGUAUAAAAAUAAUUUUUGUUUUUUAACUAUAAAAAAAUUAGUUUAAUGGAAUUUUUUUAUUAAAUAAUUAAUUAAAAAUAAUAAUAAUAGUAAACAUAAAAGUGGUGAUAAGAAAUGAUCGUAAAGAAUAACGGCCACGUGACUACGAUGCUUGGUAAACACUGUUAGACCACGUGCUCAUCCCCUUUAUUCCCUCUUCCUGCCUUCCCUCCCUCCCUCUCUCCUUCUCUCCCUCUUUCCAACUCAACCACCAGCUUUACAACUACGCACUUUACUUAAUUUACAGCAUUACUUUAAUGUUUAUCUAUAAUAACACAUAAUAUACAUAAAUAAAUAAUUAUUACCCAAAUUAUUAUUUAAAAAAAAAAAAACAAAAAUAAAUUACAAUCUAAAUAUGGAUACGGAUAUAAUGGAUUCAAUGAACGUAUCCCUGUCCUCAUCAUCAGCAUCAUCAGUAACAGUGGUAGCAACAGCAGCAGCUCCUGGAGCAGGAGCAACAGUAACAGCAGCAUCAACAACAGGAGUAGGAGUAGGAACAGGAGCAGGACAAACAAGUACAACAGCUCAAGGCUUAUCGUCAUUUGAAUUGGAGAGCGGAUUUGAGCCUCAGUUACGUGCGCGAUCAAACACGUGGCCUUUGCCACGGCCUGAGGGAUACGUUGAUACCAGUGUUAUUGGUAGCGAUAGCAAUGGUGGUAAAGAUGAAUCAAAUGGUAAUGUGUUAUUACAACAAGUUGCUCUUGGCCAAGGUGUUGGUGCUCUUAUUCCUCUUAAAAAAAAUUCCUCACGUCGUAACGCUUGGGGAAAUUUGAGUUAUGCUGAUUUAAUUACACAAGCAAUUACAAGUGCUUCGGAUAAACGGUUGACACUUUCACAGAUAUACGAGUGGAUGGUGCAAAACGUACCGUAUUUUAAGGACAAAGGUGAUAGUAACAGCAGCGCUGGUUGGAAGAAUUCAAUUAGACACAAUUUGUCAUUACAUAACCGAUUCAUGCGAGUACAGAAUGAGGGUACAGGUAAAUCAUCAUGGUGGAUGAUUAAUCCGGAUGCUAAACCUGGAAAAUCAGCUCGUAGAAGAGCGACAUCAAUGGAAACAAGUAAAUUCGAAAAACGGCGAGGUCGAGUUAAGAAAAAGGUAGAGGCUCUUCGUAACGGAUUACAAUCCGAUGCUGUAACAUCGAGCCCUAGUAGUAGUGUGAGUGAAGGUCUCGAUUUAUUUCCUGAUAGUCCUCUUCACACGAGUAGUUUUCAGCUUUCACCAGACUUUCGUCCACGAGCAUCGAGUAAUGCAUCUUCAGUAGGCCGGCUUAGUCCCAUUCCUGCGGUUCUCGGGGAGCCUGACUGGACUCCAAAUUAUGUUUCAUCUUAUAGUCCAGAACAAUUGGCCGGUAAUCUUGCCGAAACGAUGAAAUUGGAAUCGUAUCAGAUGUACCAAUCUCCGGCGGGGAAUCAACAACAACAGCAACAACAACAACAACAACAACAACAACAACAACAACAACAACAACAGCAACCACCCCCGCCAUCUUAUUUUGAAGCACAACAGUACUCAAGGAACAAUCCAUUACGUUCGGCUGUAUCACCUUACAGUUUACCCCCACAAUCCAAUAAUCACCUUCAACGAUGUUCGAUUCAUCGUUUACAGACAUGCUCAUGUCAAAUGAAUUCAAGUCCUGUAUCGGGUAUGUCACCAACGUAUCAUCAGAAUGAAUCACGACCUUCUCUUGGUGCUCAACAACCUCAAUCUCAGCAGCAACAACAGCAACAUCAGCAACAACAACAACAACAACAGCAGCAACAAUUAAAAGAACAGAAACAAGAACGAAAAGAUCAGACACUAUCGUCACAAUCAUUUCCUUAUUUAAUGCAGUGUCAACAACGACUACAAAACCAAAAUCAAACAGUAUCCGUAAAUUCUAGUCCUUCAGCAGCAGUUAAUCUUUUAGACGGUUCUUCUUCAGAUCUGUCCUGCUGUAAUAACAUAGAUAUAAAUGCAGCUAGUACAAUGAUGGGGGAGUUGAUGGGGGCUUUGAAUAACAGUGCAUUACUCGACGAUCUUAAUAUUAAUAUUGAGGGUCUACAUGGUGGAUUUGAUUGUAAUGUUGAUGAGGUUAUUAAACAUGAACUCUCUAUGGACGGUACUUUGGAUUUUAAUUUUCAACAUGGUAUCAUUGAUUCAGCACUUGAAUCUGUUAACGAUGGUGACACUAUUCAAGGAAAUGUUAUGGGUUCAAAUAAUACUGUCAAUUCUACAACACCCGCAAACUCAUCGCCCAGUUCUGGCUACGUAAACACUAAUAAUCCUACGACACCUACAGCACCACCCUCCUGGGUUCACUAACAGUAUCGAUAUAUAUCUUAUAUAUUUAUAUGUAUAAAUCUAUAAUACGUAAAAACGACAAAACACUCAA